Colletes gigas is the source of this 2344-nucleotide messenger RNA. RefSeq names its product coiled-coil domain-containing protein 6. Lineage: Eukaryota; Metazoa; Arthropoda; Insecta; Hymenoptera; Colletidae. The record is from RefSeq and is a predicted model, not a curated record. The transcript is spliced from 6 exons. The coding region runs from base 379 to 1656 and encodes 425 amino acids.
UGCUUGUAUCAAAAGGAAAAAGUUUUGCCGACGCUGGUGACUUUCUCUUUGGAGUAAAAUUAUUGUGACUUAUUGUAACUUUUAGCUACUUGUAACAGAGGUCAUCUGAACUCUAGGGAAUUACAGUGCAGAAAUCAGUUUGACGUCUCCUUUACGAGUAACUCAUGGACAAUCAAACAGCUGAUUCCUUCUCUGGUAGAGCACAUGUGCGGCAGUUUGAUGUGAUAUUACGACUUUUUCUUACGAAGUAAUGAAGUUUUAAUAAAGAAGCACGUACUCGCACAACGGGAAGAAAUUAUACCGCACAAUUUUACUUGAACGUGCAAUGAACAAGAAAGAAUAACAAGUUUUGUCUAAAGAAAUUCUUGUCUAAGAAAAAUGGCUGACCGUGAUAGCGCAUCUGAAAGCGACUCGAGCUCGAUCGACGGAGGACCAAUAAUGAUGCCACCGUCUCCUGUAAACAGGGAACAACUUCAGAAAAGAAUCGAAUCGUUGCAACAACACAAUCGAGUCCUUAAAGUUGAGCUAGAAACGUACAAAUUGAGAGUAAAGGCUUUGCAAGAAGAUAAUCGUAGUCUUCGUCAAGCCUCUGUCAUUAUACAAGCUAAAGCCGAGCAAGAAGAAGAAUUUAUAAGUAAUACACUACUGAAGAAAAUCCAAGCACUUAAGAAAGAGAAAGAAACAUUAGCGCAUCACUAUGAGCAAGAAGAGGAAUGUUUAACAAACGAUCUGUCGAGAAAAUUGAAUCAAUUACGUCAAGAGAAAUGUCGCCUGGAGCAAACUUUAGAACAAGAACAAGAAUGUCUCGUUAACAAAUUAAUGAGGAAGAUCGAGAAACUCGAGGCUGAGACUCUUGCAAAGCAAAGUAAUUUAGAACAACUCCGUAGAGAAAAAGUUGAACUUGAAAAUACGCUCGAGCAAGAACAAGAAGCAUUAGUAAAUAAAUUAUGGAAACGAAUGGACAAGUUAGAGGCAGAGAAAAGAAUGCUUCAGAUAAAAUUGGAUCAACCCGUGUCAGAUCCGACCUCGCCAAGAGAAAUUAAUAAUGGUGAUACUGCUACUAGUCUCAGUACGCAUAUUCAAACUUUAAGAAGCGAAGUAGCCAGACUAAGACAUACGUUACUCAUCUCUCAACAAGAGCACACGGAGAAGAUGCAACGAUACGUGAACGAAGAGAAACAAAUCCGCGAAGAAAAUUUGAGACUACAAAGAAAAUUACAAUUGGAAGUAGAACGUCGUGAAGCUUUAUGCAGACAUCUUUCGGAAUCAGAAUCGAGUUUGGAAAUGGAAGAAGAACGGCACUAUAAUGAAAUUGUGAUGUCGGGUGGAAAUAUAAGAAAUCGUACUGUUUCCAGCCCCGUGCCGUACAAUCCUUCGCCUAGUUCCUCUAGACCACUAAGUCCAGGUUCAUCGACCAGAGAGGGAUUUAAUACAAAUCGAUGUUAUGCUUGUGGCCAGCCUACUGCAAUUCCAUUUGCAAGUUCAUCACCUCCUUCCACGCAGGGUCAUGUGGUAACACCAUCCAAUAGACGCACAUCAGACAGAUUUGUCAAACCUGCAAUCCCACCGACUAUCGUAAGUCCAGGUGGUCCACCAAUCGCUAACACGGCUACAAAUGCAACUGGCGGAUCACCAAUGGAUAUUGCUAAAACAUAAGUCAGUUGAAUUUCUUUAAUAACAAAUAUUUCGUCAUGUAUUCAUAUAUAAAGUACUUCUUUGGUUGAUGCAUUUGUACUAUGUGAUUGUAUAACAUACAUGAGAAUUAUUUUUAAGGAAAAUCUUGAUUUUUCUAACAUUUGAAUUGCUUCGCAUUCGUAGUACAGUGCAUAAACAUUAAUAAUAAAAAAAAAAAAAUAUUCCUAAAAAUGACUAUACUAUAAAUACGAUUUUACUUUGUAUCAAGUUGCUUAGAUGUUUUUGAUAGUAACAUUAUGCAAAAAACUAUUAACAAUAAAAAUGAAAUAACCAUUUAUAAAAUUCUGAUCUGCUUAAAAAUAGCCUAAUGAUAUAAAAAUUGCUGGAAGUAAGAGAUGUUAAUACGCUCGUUCUUCUAAUUUCUUUUUACGUUUCAUUAUCGCGUGUUAUAAACUAGUGCAUUCUCUUUUUGACGUUCGCUAUAGUGUGAAAAAAAUAUAUUUUCUAAUUUAAGUAUUUUUUAAAAGUAUUUCUAUAGUUACUAUGUAACUUACUUGAAUUUCAAUAUUCUUUUCAUUUUAAUAUUAAUCUUUGCAACGUUACUGCAUGGCAUAAUAUAAACAAUAAUAGUACAGUUUUCUAUGAGUUGGCUUAUUGUAGUUUUAUAAGUAAUAUUUUUAACGAAACUAGAAGAGCGGGAAAAUAUUUA